AUGGAGAAGCAUAUAGAGAACCCGACGUGCCCGGCCACGAUUCUGCGCCCAGUACUGGGCGACAUGUUCACCAAUGUGAAAGGUUCUCUCGAGUUCGAGGCCUCCCUGACUCGGACUUUGCAAGGCAAGACUACGAACUGCGAGAUGGAUCGUUAUUGGAUAGGACCGACUCCCGGCGUUGCCGGCGGUAAUGACAUAUACCGAGAUCCCUACAUGGCGAAUGGCGGCCCUCAAGACCGCUGGGUGGUGUUCCACAUGCACAUUGACGAGGGUACACAGUGGCUGAGGACCAUCAAUGGGCGCACCCACGUCGGCAUCCGAUCGGUUCAGGUCUUCCACGGCUACGAAUCCAACGUCCGGGGCAAUACGGCAUGGCGAGUCGAGAAUACGGACGGACGCCGUAAUAGUCGAGAUGGUUUAACUUGUGAAGAAGAAGAGGCCGUGUGGUACCCUGGAGCCGAUGUUGAACUCCCCAUCGGCACCGGGACUGAAUCGGACGAUGUCUUUUACCGGCAAUUUCAACAAUGGGGCGACCGAUUGUUUAACGACAGCUACAUGGGCUCGCGCGCGCUGGAGCUCCUAUUGAGUUGUUGCAAGUUUUGA
Colletotrichum higginsianum IMI 349063 is the source of this 603-nucleotide messenger RNA. Its product is annotated as Chitinase. The record is from RefSeq and is a predicted model, not a curated record. Lineage: Eukaryota; Fungi; Ascomycota; Sordariomycetes; Glomerellales; Glomerellaceae. Bases 1 to 603 code for a protein of 200 amino acids. The transcript has 2 exons.